Messenger RNA from Alligator mississippiensis (American alligator), 2861 nucleotides. RefSeq names its product zinc finger protein 829-like. The coding region runs from base 21 to 2387 and encodes 788 amino acids. The record is from RefSeq and is a predicted model, not a curated record. Gene Ontology annotation, molecular function: RNA polymerase II cis-regulatory region sequence-specific DNA binding; DNA-binding transcription factor activity, RNA polymerase II-specific. The transcript has 8 exons. Lineage: Eukaryota; Metazoa; Chordata; Crocodylia; Alligatoridae. Gene Ontology annotation, biological process: regulation of transcription by RNA polymerase II.
AGGGCGGAGCGGGUUGCUCAAUGUGUCGGGGGCGGGGCAGCCCUCGUCUGUCCACAGCGGGGCGGGGUCACGGUCCCGGUCCUGGUCCCGGUCCCGCUGUCCCACCAAGCGGUGACGUCCGCGCUGUCUCCUUCCCCGCAGCCCGGAGGCGGUGGCAGGCGCGCAGGCAGCGAGAGCUCGGGCCCGGCGGGGAGGCCUCUCCUGGGGGAGACGGAGGUGACGCCUCGUGUCGUCCCGACUGGCACCGGGACGCUUCCAAGGCGCGGCGGGCGCCACGUAUCACCCAGCCGCCGCAGGAGGAGCCGGUGCAGCGCGGGGAGAUGCGGGGGCCGGCGGUGAUGCAGGCCAUGCAGCCCCCGUCUGGGGCCGGUUCCCCCACACACCCCCCAGCCGGGGCCGAGCUCCCCGGCCCAGAGCCCUGGCGCCAGCGCUUCCGGGGCCUGCGCUACCGGGACGCCCCGGGGCCGCGGGAGGUGUGCCGGCGCCUGCAGGAGCUGUGCCGGGGCUGGCUGGAGCCCCAGCGCCGCAGCAAGGAGCAGGUGCUGGAGCUGGUGGUGCUGGAGCAGUUCCUGGCCAUCCUGCCCCCGGGCAUGCGGAGCUGGGAGUGGGGGCGCAGCGUGCAGACCUGCGCCCAGGCCGUGGCCCUGGCCGAGGGGUUUCAGCGGGGGCUGGAGGAGGACGAGAAACGCCAGGUCGCGGCGCGGGGGAAGGUGCAGGACGUGGGCGCAGAGGAGAUGCCGUCCCCGGGGGCGCGGCGGGAGCCUGGCGAUGCCUGGCGGGAGCAGCCCCAGGCCCGCGGUGCCGACAGGCCGCUGGAGAAGGCAGGACACAGGGAGACGCCGGGGCCUCCGGACCCCGAGGAGGAGCCCCCGCCCUGCCAGGAGUCAGGUGCUGGGACCCUGAGCAGAGCUGAGCAGAAGCGUCCUGGAGAAGAGCCUGUAACCCUGGAGCUGCACAGGACUUCCCCAGGGAGCCUGGAGGAGAGGGGCUCCCCGACACGUGAGCUGGGCCAACUGCAGAAGGGGCAGGGCAGGCCUCCAAGGCAAGAGCUCCAGGAGGUGUUUGAGGACGUGGCUGUGUACUUCACGCAGAAGGAGUGGGAGCUGCUGGAAGAUGAAGACAAGGUGCUUUACCGGGACCAGGUGCUGAAGAAUUUCGACGCCCUCAUUUCGCUGGCACAAGUUGACAGAAGUCUUAUCAGCCACUCAUGCCACAGCCCGUGGACGAUGCGUUUCCUCAGCUCUUCCUCCAGCGGCAGAUGUACAGGAUAUCAGGGUCCCACACCGGACUUAGUCUGCCGCAUCCAGCAAGGACAGGUGGAGCUGUGGGUCUGUGAAGAUGAGGACAGUGGGGAAAUCUCAAGGUCCGAGGAGCUGCUGCCAGGAGGCGCCUGGCUGCUGAGCAGAGCUGAGGAGCAACCUCCUGCGGAUGGGGCUGCAGACCUGGAGCCAGCAGGGACUUCCCCAGGGAGUUUGGCUGAGAUGGACCCCCUGACACCCGAGGAGGAUCAGUGGCACAAGAGUCAGGGGAGGUCCCAAAAGCAGAAGGGGAAUGUAGCGGUGAACCAGCACCAACGCAUCCACCUGGGCAGAAGGACACACCGCUGCACUGAGUGCAGGAAGAACUUCAUCUGCUGGCAAGACCUGUCCCAGCACCAGUGUGGGCAGCACUGCUGCACCAAGUGUGGGAAGAGAUUCAAGCAGCUCUCCAACCUGGCUAGGCACUGGUGCAUGCACAUGAGGGAGAAGCCACUUGAGUGCUCAGAGUGUGGGAAAAGCUUCACCCGAUCCUAUCACCUGGCCCGGCACCAGCUCACCCACACAGGGGAGAAGCCACAUCAGUGCUUGGAGUGUGGGAAGAGCUUCACUUAUUCCUCCGACCUGACCAUACACCGGCUCAUCCAUGCAGGGGAGAAGCCACAUUGGUGCUCGGAGUGUGGGAAAAGCUUCACUCGCUCCUACAACCUGGCCCAGCACCUGCUCAUCCACACAGGGGAGAAACCACAUCAGUGCUCAGAGUGUGGGAAGAGCUUCACUCAUUCCUCUGACCUGACCAAACACCUUCUCAUCCACACAGGGGAGAAGCCACAUUGGUGCUCAGAGUGUGGGAAGAGCUUCACUCGAUCCAAUGACCUGACCAAACACCAGCGUAUCCACACAGCGGAGAAGUCGCAUCAUUGCUCGGAGUGCGGGAAAAGCUUCAGCCAAUCCUCCAACCUGACCAGACACCAGCUCAUCCACACAGGGGAGAAACGAUAUCUGUGCUCAGAGUGCGGGAAAAGCUUCAAUCGAUCCUGUCACCUGUCUCGGCACCAACGUAUCCACAAUGGGAAAAGUAACAUCAGUGCUUGGAGUGUGGGAAGAGCUUCACUCAUUCGUCCAACCUGACCCAACACUGGCUCAUCCGCGCAGGGGAGAAGCCACAUCAGUGCUUGGUGUUUGGGAAAAGCUUCACCGAAACCUCCAACCUGGUCCAGCACCUACUCAUCCACACAGGGGAGAAGCCACAUCGGUGGUCAGAGUGCGGGAGGAGCUUCAUUCAGUCCUACAACCUGAUGAAACACCAGCGUAUCCAUAUAGCAGAGAAGACACAUCAGUGCUCAGAGUGUGGGAAAAGCUUCCGCUGGUCCUCCAACCUGGUCCAACACCAGCUCAUCCACAGGGGGGAGAAGCCACAUCAGUGCUUGGUGCGUGGGAAGUGCUUUCUUCACUCCUCCAAACUGGGCCAGCACCAGUGUAUUCAUAUCUGAGAGUACCCAUAAUUCUCCCAAUUUUGUACUGCUACCCCAAGUGUAUAAAUCUGCCUCUUCCCUUUCCCUAUAUUACAGUGUUUAAGAAAAUAAAAUUCUAUCUUUUGAAUGA